AUGAAGUUGCUCCUUCCAACUUCUCUGUCGGCAGUUGUAGCCACAGCUCUAGCAUCACCCUCGGUCAAUAUUGACGCUGGCACUGUCAAGGGUGGAAAGUGCAGUGGUGGACAAGGUGCGGUCUAUUACAAGGGCAUUCCGUUUGCCGAGCCUCCCAUCGGGGACUUGCGAUUCGAACCUCCUAAGAGCUACAGCCAAAAGUACUCCGACGGAGUACUUGAGGCAACUAAUCCUGCUCCAUCUUGUAUUCAAUUUGGAACUCAAACUGUUCCAUCCGGGGCCAAGUCUGAAGACUGCCUCUACUUGGACAUUUGGGCUCCAUCUAACGCGACCAAGGACUCCAAACUUCCUGUGAAGGUUUGGGUCUUUGGUGGAUCCGACACAGAAGGCGGCAUUGAGUACCCUCUGUAUGACGGCUGCAACUUGGCUGAGAAAGACACAAUUGUGGUGUCACUGAACUACCGACUGGGACCCCUCGGUUUCUUGGCACUAGACGGUGCCGGAUACCAUGGAAAUCAAGGAAUCCAAGACCUGAUCCUCGGAUUCGAAUGGGUCAAGAAAAGCAUUUCUGCUUUUGGCGGCGACCCCGAAAAGGUUCUUGCUUUCGGGCAAUCGGCUGGUGCCACCGAUGUGUACACCCUUACAACUCUCGCUGAGGCACCAUCUCUCUUCAAGAGCGCUAUCAUUGAAUCGAUCGCUUUACCCCAAUUGACAGACAAAUCCAUUGCCCAAAAGCUCGGUGUGUCGUUUGCGAAAGGCCUUAAAUGCAGUCGCACGGACAAAUCAUGCCUGCGGUCCAAGUCCUCGGCAGACCUCCAGAAAGCAUUUUAUGCCGAUACAUACAUGAAUUCCGGCAUCGGGGGCCUUUCCGGAAUUGGUAGUUCCAGUAGGCAGACACCCGAAUUCUGGCCAAUUGUGGAUGGCACAGUCGUCAAGGAGAAUCCUCUCGAUCGCGGCGCACAAGUCCCGACAGUCUUUGGCUCCACACUCAUUGCAAACCUCACGGCGGCAGAUUACAAGAAUUUCCUCCGAGGAGACUGGGGCAGUGCGGCUUCGAUGAUCGAGAAGCAUUACCCUCUUUCCAAGUUCGAGUCCGAAGCCAAGGAACUCGGAUUGACAGCAGGAUCCGGUGUCUUUAAAGCUAUUGCCCAGGUCCUCACAGACGCACACUUCAAAUGUCCGACGUACCAGAGUGCGCUUAGCACUGCGCGAAACGGCAAAGCGACAUGGGCCUAUGAGUUCACUCACAACAAUACCUGUGCAUGGUUAGACACGCUUGUUGCCCUCGGAGACAAUUUGCCAUUCCUCGGUGCCGCGCAUACUGCCGAAAUUCCAUAUGUAUUCAGCAACUUGGAUUUCAGCUACCCCGCAGAGAACUACACCUGCAGCAGCUCGCAAGCUGAGCGGAAGUUGAGCAACGAGAUGAUCAGCCUGUGGACUGCGAUGGCGGAGAAUGCCAAGCCAUCAACAGAGGCUAUUCAAUGGCCGGAUUUCAAGAUCACAUCAACAGGCUCAAAGACCCCCGGCAUGGUCUUUGGCAACUCGAGUACGCCUGGAGAGAUUGACUACUCCAUGUGCAAGCUAUGGGCUCAGAUCAGCGCCAAGUUGGAUAAAGGAAACACCACGGCCGGGCCUUCGGCUUCGUCGACCACUGCAGCUUCGCCUACUAGCUCUUCGGCGUUCAGCGGUGGAGUCACUGUUUCGCCUUCACUUAAGUAUUCGCUUCUGUUGAGUGUUGCUUUGAUAGGAGCUACUGUCCUGGUUUGA
Messenger RNA from Penicillium brevicompactum, 1767 nucleotides. Its product is annotated as carboxylesterase/lipase family protein. NCBI's taxonomy places the organism in Eukaryota, Fungi, Ascomycota, Eurotiomycetes, Eurotiales, Aspergillaceae. The record is from RefSeq and is a predicted model, not a curated record. The coding region runs from base 1 to 1767 and encodes 588 amino acids. The transcript has 5 exons.